AUGUCUGGUCCUCAGUUCGCCAAAAAGGUGGAAAACACUGAUGCUUUAUCUACUAUUGCAAAAUUUAAGAAGAAACACGCUGCCAAAAUUAAGGAAGAUGAUCACCAAAUUUUACUUAGACCCUCCUAUGGUUCUGUUGGAAUUCCUACUAAUGUGGGUGUUAACUUCUUUAAUUACCAUGUUAAAGAAUUAAGAUUAUUCUCUUAUCAUGUUGAUUUACAACUGAAGGUUGCCACUAAAUUGAAGCUUAAAAGUGCUGUAGCUAAAAUCUUGGAAGCUGAACCAUUCAAGAGUAAGCGUUCCCAGAUCUUCUAUAGAGACAAAAAUACCUUAUACUCAACUUUACCUUUGCCAAUUGAAGAUGUAGUUCUAUACCCUGUUGCUGAUGGUGUUGCUGUUAAAGUUCAAUAUAUCAAAGAGUUGAAUUUUAAGGAUUUACUUGAUUAUGUUCAAUUGCGUACUUACACCCGUGAUUUUAAUGAAAUUCAAGAAUACACUAAUGCAUUACUUGCAGUUAUUGGUAGUAAAGCUUUACAAGAUCAAAAUGUUGUUGGGUUGGGAUCUAAUAAAUUUUUCAUCUUUGAUAAAAAGUCAGAACAACACGAUUUCCAAAAGGGGUUGUUUAUUACAAUGGGUACUUUUGCAUCAAUUAGA
Molecule: messenger RNA, 654 nt
Organism: Spathaspora passalidarum NRRL Y-27907
Lineage: Eukaryota; Fungi; Ascomycota; Pichiomycetes; Serinales; Debaryomycetaceae
Exons: 1
Source: RefSeq, a predicted model, not a curated record